This is a messenger RNA of Varroa destructor (honeybee mite), 5966 nucleotides long. RefSeq names its product large proline-rich protein bag6-A. Gene Ontology annotation, cellular component: BAT3 complex. Lineage: Eukaryota; Metazoa; Arthropoda; Arachnida; Mesostigmata; Varroidae. Gene Ontology annotation, biological process: ERAD pathway. Gene Ontology annotation, molecular function: misfolded protein binding; polyubiquitin modification-dependent protein binding. The record is from RefSeq and is a predicted model, not a curated record.
CAGAAGCAAAUGGGGACGUCUGUUUGCAUGUUGUUCAGCCUAAUACAGAGGCACCCUAUGAAAAACAGCCAUUGAACAUAGUUCUGCUAUCGCCAUCAUCGCUGUUGUGACGACAGUUGCUUCUUCAUCGAUUUCUACCGCUACGAUCUCUACGAUUGCCAUUGCUGUCGACGAACAUCAUUUGCGAUUCGAGAAGUGGGGGGAGCUGGUUGAACAUUGUGGCCGUAGGAUGCUUUUUAGUAGCGGUGCUGUUUGAUUGUGGCUGUUGGUGUUCAGCUGAGGGUUUUGUGGCCAUAGGCUAUGUGUGUGUCUGAGCGAUUGGAUACUGAGCUCAACAGCAGCAUUAUUAUUGUUGCUCUUGUUGAAUCAUAAAUGGUUUUGUGAGUUCUAUAAAAUUUCUCGAGGAUAGACAGAGUAGCCCUCAGCGACUACUGAUAGAAAGUCCAUUACAUCGUUCAACGGCUCCGAUAUUUCUCUCGAGUCCCGUGUGUGACUAGUGGGUGAAAAGUUAGCUCGCGUAUCGUUGAACAACUCAGAGGGCUAUUAGCGACUGGUUUAGGUACCACUCACAGACGAGAGCAAAAUGACGAUUGAUUUGACAGUGAAAACGUUGGAUUCCAACGUAUACCAGUUCUCAGUGCCUGAUGAGUUCACAGUGAAAGAAUUUAAAGAGUACAUCGCUCAAACUGUGAGCGUUGCCUGGGACAAACAGCGCAUUAUCUUCGGUGGCAAAGUUCUGCAGGACGACCACCGACUGGCGGACUGCAACGUUGCAGGAAAGACCGUUCAUCUGGUCCAACGAGUCCCGCCCCCAGCUUCACGGGGGCCAGUAGCUGUCCCUCUCGAUGACAGUACAUCACGAAACAGCAAUAACUCUCAACAGCCGUCACAUGGAGAACAAAACCGCGUUCCCCUUGAACGCGCAGGGAAUAAUGUCUACGUCGGAGCCUUUACUCUACCGCAUGUGGAGGUCGCGGCAGGGGGUGGCCCUGGUGGAGGAGCCGAACAGCUUGAGCAAAUGAUCCAGCAAGUAAUUUCAUCAAUGGUGGAUAUAGGUCGGCAAGCUACGGUUGUGUCACAGGGAGCCUCUCCAGAAGACAAUAAUGUCAACUACCACAUAAAUAUCGCGGAAAUAAGCGGUCACCAAGAGGUGCAUAGUCGACUUCUCGCCGUUCGUUCCUUGUUGCGGUUAGCGUUUAAUGGUGUUAACGUCCUUGAAGGCCGUCCGCCCGAAGAGUAUGCCGUGCAAAACCCGCCGCAUCAUGCGCAGUCGGGAGGCACUCAAAAAAGACAGGCUACUCCCUCUACCUCAACGGCUGCUCCGUCAGCAUCUACAGCUUCGACAUCUGCAACAGCGGCAGAAGCUCAGGGAACCGCUCCCCAUGAGGGGCAGCAGGUAAAGACGGAGGCGGCUGUUGGCGAUAUCGAAAGUUCUGCUGAGGGCCAGUCGGAGAACCGGUCCAGAGGCAGCUCAUCGGAGCCGUCACGAGAUAGUCAGUCGCAGGCCGAGCGGGAUCCGAGGCGCCCGCUUUCAUUCCUCCUCCUUCAUGAGUUGCAUCCGACGAGACAAACUCUAGCACACGUUUACGAUGAGUUGGACUAUCUCAACGAACGGUUGGCGCCAUUCCUAAAUCGUUAUCGAGAUCUUCUUCGACGGGAGACCUUGACGCCGGAUGAAGUUAAUUUGGAAGAAGCGCGCCGAGUUUCCUAUCGUGUUGCCGAAGUGACUCACGCGAUAUCUCACGUACAGCAUCUGCUUAGUGAUCUCGAAAUUGAUCCACGACACCCUGCCCACCUCGUUGUGCGACCUUCAGGACCAGUACUGCCUGAAGGCCAAGUGUCUAGCCACCACAUUGAUCAUACAGUUCCGAUCCGUGCACAGAUUAACGUCAACACAGUUGCUUUCCUUUCAAAUGGAAACGGAAAUCUAUCCGCGAGUGGUGAAGCUCAGACCGGUUCCGGUCAGACGUCUGCGGGCCAGGGUUCAGGGAUGACUGUGGCCGAAGCCGCAGCUCAAGCAGCCGCGGCGGCGGCAGCGGCAGCAGCUGCUGCUGGUAGGCAGGAUGAAUCAACUACUGCAAGUCAGCAGGGGGCUACAGGCCAGAGUAAUAGCCAAACCGGUGGAUCCUCUAAUGAAGCGGACAGACCAAGUCGGUCCUUCAACCCAGCUGACUUCGUUCGACGUGUAUCGAACGCAGCUUUUCGUAGUGUUUCGCGGGCUGCAAGCUCCAGUUCUAAUACAGCUGGCGCGAGCGCUGGUCAAACUCCAUCGCGAGAAGAGACAACGGCCAGCAAUACAACUACAGGAACAACACAGACACCGACAACUGCAGGGGUUACGAUGGGAGGGACUCGGGCUAGUGGAGGUUCUGCAGGAAGCGGCGGAUCAGGCAGCGCUGGAACCGCGUUCACAAUACCUACAGCCACUGCGAGUCAUACAGGUUUACGGCCAACAGCAGUUGUACGUGAAGUAUUUGAUCCCUUUCUUGUCUGUGAUUCGAUCUUCUCGACUGUUGGGCGACGCAUCGAUCGUCAUUUUGAAGGGCGAGUCCGAUGGACCAUACCACAAAGAUCGUCGAGCGUUCCAGCCGCAACAAAUCGGCGACAAAGAGAUGGCGAUAUACCAGCUCCACCAAGAGCUCCUAACCAAUCCAGUGGACCGCUUCUGGAGACUAUUAUGCAGAAUUUAUUCCCUGGCAUGGGUGUCUUCCACUCGAUGCCGGUGGCAAGUUUCAUCAACUGGGAAGUAGGAGGGAACGACGGAGUGCAAAAUGAAUUUAUCAAUGAUCUGCUAGCGACCAUAGUGUCAACACUGACAACGAGCGAUUUCAUGGAAGUAAUUUUACAGCGAAACAAUCGAAGUCUUAACGGACUUCGAACACCCCUUAGAGAGUUUCUAAACCGGCGAUUGCUUAAUGGCGAGCCAUUCACACCGCAAUUGCUCGAAACAAGACUUGGGGCCUUGAUCGAUUCGAUAGCAAGAGAUAUACCGGAGGAAACUCGAGAGGCUGAUCUGUAUCCUGAUGUCGACCUGGUGGCCAGCCUUUCCGGUUUCCUAAAAGCCCGUGUUUUUGACCUAUUUAAGUUUAUCCUGGAGGCAGACGACGAACCUACAUUUGGUGAUCGUCUUUUCGAACAUUUUAGUGAAUUUGUGAAGGACACAUUGUCGCUUAUAGCCAUGUGCUGCAGGGACGGCACCGCAUCGGUCGAACGAAUCAUCGUAGCUAGGGCCAGGCAGUUUGAACGUGCAGAGAACGAUAUGCCCUUGGUGACAGCGUUCGUAACACAGGCUGGUGCACAUCGUGAACACCUUCGUAUCAAUGAAAGCCUGAGGGAAUAUAUUGUUAUGAAACCAGCAGAGGAAGGCAGCGGCCGUCGAGCUCCUACUGCAACCGAAGAAGGGGAUAUGCCAAAUCCUGAUGAACGAAUGGAUGUGGACGCAUCAACGCACGCGAGCAUUGAUGCCUCACCAACUAACCAAGCGAUAAAUGUCAAUAAUGGAGUUGCUGUGGAGCACGCACAGGUUACUCUAGAAUCACCUGUUAGUCACGAGGCAGCUCUCAGCGCUCUACGCGCAGCUGUCCCGGAUACACAACCUUCUGCAGGGUCUGAAUGGAUAAGCGGUGUUCCCCCUGGUUGGGCACCAAUUAUUGCGAGAGACAUGGGCUCCCAAAGUGCUGUACAAAGGCCCCUUAGUGACGCGUAUCUGGCAGGAAUGCCUUCAAAAAGGCGCCGACUCAUGAAGCCAACAAGUCCUAGCCAGCUAUCUGACGUCCCUGCAUCCAUUCAGCAGGCAAUUCAGCGUGCAGGCGUCCGGCCGCGAACAAGUGUAGACGCACUCAAUGCUGACGUUCAACGGAACACAGUAGCGCUCCAAGAUGCUUUACAAAGCAGCAUCCGGGAUGCGCUCGCAAGACGGCUCACCGAAGAGACGGUUGAUUUCGACAAGGACAGAUUUCCUCAUGCUCACCGAAUAACUAAGCCCAAAUAAACUACACAAUGUCACAUGUACCCGUCACCUUUUAAUUAGCACAACGCGAAAAUUCGAAAUCAAUGACUUAUGUGAACAAAUUGCGAUAAAACCAGAGGGAAAGCUACAGCUGAAAGAAAAACGUCAACAAUAUUAGACAACAGAUACAUCAAUACUAUGAUAGAGCAACUUUUAAAAAAGUGGAAAAACGUGGCACCAUAACGCCUCUUCAGGUACUGUCUCCUUUUUUUGGCUUCAAAGUAAAAGGAUAAUAUCUUUGGUGAUGAUCGAAGCAAAAUCAUUGCCUGCAGUUGUAAAAGGAAAUAUAUUUCGCCGAAUAAAUCCCAUUUGCGGAACAUAUGAGUAAAAAAUGUUGUCACUAUAUGCAUGUGACUGUAUCUUAUACCUGCGGGUUCUUACGGCAAAUAUAGCGUCAUUCGGCAAGCCGGAUAUCGGAGGCGAACUGGAGAGCGAAGUACAGAGAACAGUACGUGAAGCAGUUAAUAACCAACAUACUUUUGGUUGGAAAGAUCAUGAAGAUGAUUAAAAUUAGUAGUUUUUACGUGAGUGGACCCGAACCGCCUAGGAUCUCGAAUUGUAGAAGACAAAAUUUGGACACGCUUAAAGCAGCCAAUGUGCUAAUCACGAUUGUACCUUAGAUCAAGACCAGGCUGCGCUCACAUAGCAUGAGUAACAGCUCAUUUGGAUGCCUUCAGUCACUUCUGUAUAGAUGUGCGGGCUUCUAAAUACACGGAAAUUGUGCGGUCCUGAGUACCCGCGCACAAGUGUUUGUUCGUCUACGACAGUUCUAUGUUCUUCGGUUCCUAAGUAAAAUAUACCGCAGUGUCUGAGGGCGCUCAGUUUGGUUCUGCAAUGCAUGCAUCUAUUGCUAAAUGGUGUGAUCUUGUGUGUCGAUAGAACAUCUUUUAAGCAUUUACUGGUCCAUUUGCUAGCCGCCGUCUUCAGAACGGACGUUGACGACUACUAGAGGGGUCUUUAGUGAGGCCUAAUACCUUCUGUCACUGGUGAGCCUGUCCUUUCCCUCUGCGUGAAACUUUCUCUCCGAUAGAGUUCCGUUUGUGCCUAAUGCUGUGCGAUAUUACUUUUCUCCACUCUAAAAACCGAUCAAUACGGUCAGGUUUCGAUAGUGUAGUUACUAGCCCUUCCGUUGAAUACAGUGAAUAUAUGAAGUAUGAAAGACCAAGAGCUGUAUCUAACAAGAUAUCUAAGCCUACAAUGUAUAUCGAGAGCCUCGUCUAUUGCGAAGAAGUGCCUAUCAGCUCAGUGAGGAUCGCAAACACCGUAAACAUCUAUCACGAUUUCGCUGAACUGAUGCAGAACUGCCACUUCUUUUGACUGGUACGAAUGCGUAGCAUCGUCUAAUCAUUUCUGGCGAGUGACAGUGAAGACCAGAGCUACACCAUUCCUAAACACGCUGCCAUGGUCACAGUUAUGCUGAUCGUUGUCCCUAUAAAGCCAGUUUUCAUAUUGACAGCAGCUGUGAUGGACCGGUCUAAGAGAUAGAGGUUGCCUAUGUGGUGAAUUCGAUACUUCCGUAAUUAUAUUAAAAUACAAACUGUGGUAGUGCAUAUAGGUUAGAUGAUAUCGAUCGCUUAUUGACCUACAGCGUAAUAGAUUCUGACAUGCAAACUUUAGUAAUAGAACGUAAGAGUCUUUUAAAGAUCUGUUCUCUGUACCACCUCAAAUGUAUUACAGUUACGAAAUGUAAUAAAUUGCACUAAUGCUGUGAGCAAUUCACCUCCAAAGAUUUACACUUUAGCAGACUAGCUAUCAAGAUCUCCAGAAAAAUUCUGUAAAAGCGAGGUUCCCAGUCUUAACCAUCAGUACCUCCCGUUAUAUAUAAUUUGUGAUUGGAUAAUACUAUUAAAUUGUCAGAUGGACCGAAUUUUCAUAAUUGUUUAAUCUUGAUUGUAUCUAAAGUUUCCCUGAAUUUUAAAUAAGCACCGUAUACAAGCUCACCACGGAGAGAUUUCAA